AUGAGUUCAUCCGUUGGUUCUACUACUAUUACUAGUAGAUUCUUGGCAUUAACCAAGACCACUAAAUUUGCAUGGUUCAUCGGACAUUUUGCCGUUGUACUAUGCUCUAUAUUUUAUUGGCUUUCUCUCAGGUCUACAUCUUUGACUGAAAUAUGGUACAGAAUCAUCUUUCUUGGAGCUAUGGAGUCAUUCGGUGUUUUAGUGUACCAAACCUAUGGCAAGGCACUGAAAAAAGGCGACGUUCGAAAUGGUUCUGGGCCAGUAAAUUUCCGUCAAGUGAUCCGCGAUGAAAAUGUGCUCUACUUUUUACUCUCUGCUACUUGGUUAAUCUUGAGCCCUAGAAUCGCAAUUGCAACGAUACCGUUUUUUAUCAUUUCGUUGUUCCACGCUCUGACAUACAUCGUUACUGAUAUCGCAUCGAAUGUGCUACAAGUGGAAGAUGUCAAGAAACAUCCAUAUCUAAGAUUUAUUGACACUUUGGUAUCCGACAACCAUGAAACUUCGUUGAAUGCAAUCUGUAAUUCUGAAUUGCUAUGUUUACUAUACAAUUUCAUCAGAUUGUUAACGUUUAGAUCACGUUCUUUUAUUGCAUUCGUUGCUGUAUUCUUAUUCGUGAGAUUCAAAUGCUACAAUUCAGCUCACAUGAAAAGAUCAAUUGCUAAAUGGGAAGUACGCCUUGAUGGAGUCAUUGCUCACCCUGCUGUUCCGCAUCCAGUCAAGACCCAAUACACGAAUGCAAAAUUACUACUAAGACGCGCGUUCAUAACACCUACAGAGAAGAAGGGUAACUAG
Kluyveromyces lactis is the source of this 792-nucleotide messenger RNA. RefSeq names its product nucleoporin POM33 (gene POM33). Gene Ontology annotation, biological process: membrane organization; endoplasmic reticulum tubular network organization. The coding region runs from base 1 to 792 and encodes 263 amino acids. The transcript has a single exon. The record is from RefSeq and is a predicted model, not a curated record. NCBI's taxonomy places the organism in Eukaryota, Fungi, Ascomycota, Saccharomycetes, Saccharomycetales, Saccharomycetaceae. Gene Ontology annotation, cellular component: endoplasmic reticulum; membrane.